This is a messenger RNA of Acyrthosiphon pisum (pea aphid), 3282 nucleotides long. RefSeq lists its product as uncharacterized. Lineage: Eukaryota; Metazoa; Arthropoda; Insecta; Hemiptera; Aphididae. The coding region runs from base 389 to 2881 and encodes 830 amino acids. The transcript has 3 exons. The record is from RefSeq and is a predicted model, not a curated record.
UUACCGGUUACCCGGUUUUGCGCGUGCGCGCCAUAUUAUCAACACUUCCGAAAUCACUGUUAAUCAUCAUUCACGUACAAAUGUUAAAUAAUAUUAUUAUAUUUAUACACAAUACACAAAUCGCGGUCCACAACGUUCUAAAUAUUAUUAAUUUUGCACACGCGACGACCAUGCAACAGCUACCUACGUACCUUUUCGAGAAUAGUUUACGAUACAUGUUAAUGGAAUUUGUGGCUCCAGCCGACCAGGUUUUAGCCAACCGCUAAGAAAUCGCUGUUUUAACUUUUCAAAUUUUACGUAUGGAUCGAUUACAGACAAUUGUUCAAGAUUAAAACCAAUGGUUGUGAAUUUUACUUUGAACUUUAUUUAUUAUUGAUAAAAAUCCUCGAUGACUACCAAGUGGAUUGACAACAUGAAUUUAAAUUGUGCUGUGAAACUACUGCGUUGUGAUGUUCUGCCAAUAUCUAACAGUGAAGAUGUUGUUUCAGUGGCUGAUAAACAAGCUAAUGCUGAAGUAAAAAGAUCCGUGAGGAUAUCUAGAAAACGUACUAAAGCUAUUACAGAAAAUGGCAAUCAAUCAGAUGAUGUGAAAAAAAGAAAUUGCAUGAUCAAAAAACCCAAAUUGAGUAAAAUAGAACCAGGAAAAACUGAUGCUUCUCAAAAAGAAAUUGAAAACACCAAAAUCCAAGAUUCUUCUAUAAAGUCUACAGAUAGCUGUUUAAUUAAUGAUGAUCUUAGCGUAACACCUGGUUCUACACUUAGUCCAAACAAUUUUAUAGAUAAUAAAGAAACAAUUUCUAAACAGCGGUCAAUAAAACCAAAACCUAUUAAAUUCAAAAUAUCCAAAUCUAUUAUUGCUGUUAGAAAAAAACCUAUAGUGCAUGAUGUAGAUAAAGAUAAUCAAUCUAACGAAACUGUAAAAGCUGAUAACUUUGUUGCACCGUUAAAAUCUAAAACUAAAACAUCUAAAUCUAUUACAUCAAAUAGAAAAAAGCCUGAUCCGAAUAAUGUUAGCAAAAAUAACACAUCUUCUGAACUUGGAGAAAGUAAUAGCGUUACAUCAAUAAAAUCCCCUAAAAAUAAAACACCUAAAUCUAUUACUUCUAAUAAAAAAAAAUUAUUGAACAAUGUUAUAACCUUUGUUGAAACACAACAUGAACUUGAAAUAAAUGAUAAUUUUGCCGUACCACAAGUUCCUAAGAGUAAAACAUCUAAAUCUAUUUCCAAUAGAAAAAAGCCCGCAGUAAAUAAUAUAAUCAAAAGUGACAUAACUAAUGAACAUGAAAUAAGUAAUACAAGUGAAAUUCCUAGAAAACGUUAUCGUACUUCAUUAAAAAAAGAAAAAUUUCAGAAUCCUGAUUUUGGUGGUAAUAUAGUAUGUAAUACUGAAGACAGCUUAGAUGAUUCUCAGAAUUUGGGAAAAAUUUGUAACAGUGACGAGGAUAGUACAGUGACAAAGUUAUCUCAAAACUUUGAUGAUACUUCCAUGAUGCUCAGAAGUAAUAAUAAACCGCCAAAAAUUAAAAAGAAAUGGAGUGAUGAGUGGAGUGGGGACAAAUUGUUAACAAAUAUAUCAAAAUCCAAUAAUGAAGAGUUUUCUAGUGAAUCGACACUAGAUGUUAAUAGUAAAAAAAAAAUUGCGAAAACUCAAAAAUCAAAAAAUGCCAACUGUAAAAAAGUUAAUUCAAAGAUGUUAGAAGAACUUAACCCAAACAAUUCAUUUGUUUUCCAUACCCCGAUUCCGGCUCAUGAUAAUACAGAUAAGUCUUCAAUAAAUGUUCCUGUGGUGCAAAAUGAUUGUAUAUCAAUGAAUGUUCCAGAGGUGCAAAAUGAUAGUAUAUCAGUUAAUGUUCCUGUGGUGCAAAAUGAUAGUAUAUCAAUUACGUACAAUAUUCCUCUUGAAGAACCUAUACCAGUUGUCUUCAAUGAUGCCUUGUCUGAACAUGUUGGUAUUUGCAAUGCACCAUCUAGUGGAACCUCGUCUAACAUCUCUAUAAUGCAUACAACAGGUACUGAGAGUACAUUUUCCACUAACAAUGAUCAACAGUCUCAUUUAAGUACACUAGAACCAAUAUCUGAUUCUGAUUAUUUAUCAGUUUCAACAAUAGGCAUCGAAAAUCCUGAAAUGAGUUAUGGCAUGGCAAUACUAUCUGAAGCUAUCAGCCGGCAAUGUAGAGAAUUAGCCAACGAACAAAUUAAAAAAAAGUCACCUGAACAGGAUAUUGUUGAGAUAAAGUCUAGCCCCAAGAAAGAAAACAGUACAUCACGAUCACAAGUGCCUAGUGCUAAGGUAUCACCCCAAAGAAUUGUUAAGAAAGUGUCAAGAAAAAUACCUAAGUGCACUCCAAAAUUAGGGUUGCAAUCUGUAAAAAAUGAAGUAGAAUCACGUAUAGACCAUGAAAUUAAUCUCCUUUCUAAACGUUUUGACAUCCCAAGUAACUAUCUCAGGAAAACAGUUGUAGAUGAGCCCCUUUCUGUAUUCCAAAAAAAGUACUCCAAAUCAGUGACACCAUCUAUGGUAGAAAUAUCACCCAUAGAUGUAAAUGCCAAGUCAGGGUUAAACGUAAAUUUAGAGUACAAAUUGGAACCUAUCAGAGAGAGUGCGGCCUAUGAAAAAAGUAACUUAAAAGACUUGAUGCUAGAACUUUCAAAAACAAUGCCAUCAUGGAGCUUGAGUAUUGUCACCAAUCCACCGAGAUAUGUAAUUUCACAUAUGUCAAUUGGCACGUACGGCGUCCCUAUUGCAAACAAAUGUAUUGUACUGGACAAAAUGUUCAGAGCUUCGGUUUACAUCAAUCAAUCUUUAGAACAUAAACUUUCUAAACGUUACACAACUGCAACCGAAAUUGUCAAUCUUAUUAAAGAGUUAAAUUCUAUAUGAAAAAAUAUAUUUAUGUUAUACAUAUUAGUAUUAUGUAUAUUUUUCUUAUAGUAAAUAAUAAAUUAUUUGUAUUUUGUUUAUGUUUCCAAUUGAGUACAAACCAUCAAAUGUAUAUGUAUAUAAAUUAUAAACAUUUGUAAAGGAACACAAUAUGAACAAUAUGUUAUUUUGUUGUGUUGUAUAUACUCAUUGAUCAUUAUUUAAAUUGGCAAACAAUUUUUAAACAGACUUAAAUAUAUUUCUUUUUAAUGAACUAGAAUUGUAAGAAAUACUUAUAUUUUUGUUUUACUUUUCAUCAAAAGUGUUGAUUGAGCUGAUUUGUUAUUUUUAUUAGUAAUAUUUUAAUGCUAUAAUUGUAUAAUUUUUAAUUUUUAUGAUUAAAUGUAUUUAAUACCCAUUAA